AGAUUGUUAAUUCAUAUCGAACUCGAAAACAAAUGAAUACACACCCUUUUUGUCUUAUUCUGUGCACAUUUUUCAAUGAGCUUAUCGAAAGUUGAAGUAGCCCCCGGUUACAUCCAAGACAAGCGCCAAGAGCUCAACGGGGGGCAGGGAGGGGCUCGUUCCCCGGGACCCCAGACAACAGGCGAGGAGAAUUCCAAAGCGGAACCAAAGACUUUGACUCACCACUGGUCAGAGUCGGAGUUUCCACAGGAUGACAACAUCCUUAACAAUGGAGGAACUAAUUUGGAUCAAGAGGAUGAAGAUGCAGCAGAUGUGGUGGAUGAGUUUGAUGACAUGGGUCUGUGUGACGAACUCCUGAGGGGAAUAUAUGGCUAUGGAUUUGAGAAACCAUCCAUGAUUCAACAAAAAGCCAUUCCACUUGCUUUGACUGGAACUGAUGUGAUCGCCCAAGCCCAAUCGGGAACUGGCAAAACAGCGACCUUUUCCAUCUCGAUUCUCCAGAAAAUAGACCCCAAACUGAGGAGCUGCCAGGCGCUGGUUCUAGCCCCAACACGCGAGCUAGCAAUGCAGACGCAGCGUGUGAUGUCCGCACUUGGUGACUACAUGGGUGUCGUCUGUCAUGCCUUGGUUGGCGGUAGUCAUGUGGCUAAUGACAUUAACAAGCUGCGGGAGGGUGUUCAUGUCGUCAUAGGAACACCAGGCCGCAUUCUGCAUCUUCUGAGUGAAAGGCAUCUGGACUUGUAUACAGCACGACAAUUUGUUCUGGAUGAAGCAGACCAGAUGCUGUCGAGGGGAUUUCUGGACCAAAUAAAAGACACUUUCAAAUACUUACCUAGGGACGUGCAGGUGAUUUUGGUGUCUGCCACCCUGCCCCCCGAGGUCUUGGACAUCACGGACAAGUUCAUGAGAAAUCCCAGACGUAUUCUGGUUAAGAGGGAGGAACUGACAUUGCAGGGCAUUCAGCAGUUCUACGUCAAUGUUGAGAGAGAGGAGUGGAAGCUGGAUACAUUGUGUGACAUUUACGAAACCAUCACCGUAGAGACGACCAUCAUCUUCUGCAACAAACGCGGGAAAGUGGAGUGGUUGGAGAGAGAGAUGACCAGACGAGACUUUACAGUGUCUGCAAUGCAUUCUGAACUCUCCCAGAAAGACCGGGAACUUGUACUGCGCAGCUUCAGGACCGGUUCUAGCCGAGUGCUGAUCGCCACAGAUCUCCUAAGUCGUGGAAUAGACGUCCAACAGGUGUCACUGGUCAUCAACUUUGACCUCCCCCUGGAUAGGGAGAGUUAUAUACACAGGAUCGGACGCGGUGGGCGGUUUGGACGUAAGGGAACAGCCAUCAACUUCGUAACAAGUGAGGAUUACCGUAAACUGGAGGACUUGCAGAAGUUUUACAACACCGAGAUUCUGGAAAUGCCAAGCAACAUCGCUAGCCUUCUGUAAUCAAGGAACUGUUACGAACUCUGAAAGACCAAGUGAUACAUGUAGAAUUCACUGCAUGAAAUAAAAUCU
Saccostrea echinata is the source of this 1512-nucleotide messenger RNA. RefSeq lists its product as uncharacterized. The record is from RefSeq and is a predicted model, not a curated record. The transcript is spliced from 9 exons. Gene Ontology annotation, biological process: cytoplasmic translational initiation. Gene Ontology annotation, cellular component: cytoplasmic stress granule. NCBI's taxonomy places the organism in Eukaryota, Metazoa, Mollusca, Bivalvia, Ostreida, Ostreidae. Gene Ontology annotation, molecular function: RNA helicase activity; translation initiation factor activity; ATP binding. Bases 76 to 1443 code for a protein of 455 amino acids.